ACAGCCCUUUCCGUUUCCUCGACACAAGGCGCUCUUCUCUCCCUCUCUCUCGCUCGCUCUCUCGUUCCCCUGCUCCUUGUUCAUCAUCGGCUUCAAUCCUUCUCUCCUCUUCGCUCUUACUUUCCGAUCUUCCUCUCUAUUUCCUCUGCUCAUUGAGUUUACAAAUAGGAAGCAAGCUUGCCGGAACAGGCCUAGUAGUCAUUGGCUUCACCAUCUAAGUUGGAAUCAAGAUGUCUUCGCCAAGUAAGAGGAGAGAUAUGGAUGUAAUGAAGUUGAUAAUGAGUGAUUACUCAGUAGAGACCAUCAACGAUGGUCUUGCUGAAUUUAAUGUGGAAUUUCAUGGCCCCAAAGAAAGUCCUUAUGAAGGUGGCGUGUGGAAAGUCCGUGUUGAGCUACCAGAUGCUUAUCCAUACAAGUCUCCUUCAAUUGGCUUCCUGAACAAAAUAUUCCAUCCCAACGUUGAUGAAUUCAGGUCUGGCUCGAUAUGUUUGGACGUAAUCAACCAGUCUUGGAGUCCAAUGUUCGAUUUGCUGAAUAUCUUUGAAGUCUUUCUUCCCCAGCUGUUGCUGUAUCCAAACCCUUUAGAUCCAUUAAAUGGCGAUGCCGCUUCCCUGUUGCUGAAGGACAAAAUUCAAUAUGAAAAGAAAGUAAAAGAGUACUGUGAGCGGUAUGCAAAGAGCAAAAUGGAAAAUAUUUCAGAUGGAAGCGACGAAGACAUCAGCGAGGAUGAGUGCAACACCGGAUCAGACACCGAUGGCAUUGCCGGAGAUGCAGAUCCCUGAAGCACAACUCUUUGGACUUGAAAUGGAUCAGCUAGUGAUGAGUGCAACACAGGAUCAGACACUGAUGGCAUUGCUGGAGAUGCAGAUCCCUGAAGCACAACUCUUUGGACUUGAAAUUGAUCAGCUAGUGACGAUACGCUUUUUCCUUGCACUUUAACAUUGAAAUGUUCCAGUUCUUGAUAGAUUCCAUUUGUUUAUUUUAUUGCUGUUUUUUUUUUCAAAACAAGCUAACUAUACUUGUUGCGAAAAGUGAGUUAUAGUUGUGAUGCAUCAAA
This is a messenger RNA of Zingiber officinale, 1057 nucleotides long. Its product is annotated as ubiquitin-conjugating enzyme E2 5-like. Gene Ontology annotation, cellular component: nucleus. Lineage: Eukaryota; Viridiplantae; Streptophyta; Magnoliopsida; Zingiberales; Zingiberaceae. Gene Ontology annotation, biological process: protein polyubiquitination; ubiquitin-dependent protein catabolic process. The transcript has 7 exons. Gene Ontology annotation, molecular function: ubiquitin conjugating enzyme activity. Bases 231 to 782 code for a protein of 183 amino acids. The record is from RefSeq and is a predicted model, not a curated record.